Oryza sativa Japonica Group (Japanese rice) is the source of this 1670-nucleotide messenger RNA. Its product is annotated as thaumatin-like protein 1b. Gene Ontology annotation, cellular component: extracellular region. Gene Ontology annotation, biological process: defense response. NCBI's taxonomy places the organism in Eukaryota, Viridiplantae, Streptophyta, Magnoliopsida, Poales, Poaceae. The record is from RefSeq and is a predicted model, not a curated record.
UUAGGUGUAUAAAUUUACUAAAAUAGAAAAAUAAUGUGGUGCCAAAAAAGAAAAUCAGGUGAAGGGAGGGAAUCAGAAAUCUGAUCGCUCCUAGCGAUCCCUAGCGAUCGAUCGCUAGGUAGCAUUCUCGUACACGAAAAGUCUUUUCAGCUGUCGCUUCAUACCAGGGUUAAAUCUCGCGGUUUCACCACGUGUCAGCCUCUGAUUGGCCGCUCCUCUUUGCAAACUCGAACGUUGAGCCAGCAUAACAUGUUGACCUGCGGACAGGCGCACAGCACCGGCCAUCACGAGGCUCCAAGCAAGCGCUCUCAGUCUCUUAUAACUUAUAAACCCCGGUGCUUGAUUACGCGCAAUCGCAUCGCUACCACGAAAACUCCACAAGAAUCCAUCAAGAAACAUACACUCGUUUCGUUUUUUCCUUUUUUUGAUCCAUCUUGCUGCUAGCUUGCUGCAACCGGCAAUGGCGACGGCUCGCCGUCUCCUCCCCGUCACUCUCCUACUCAUCUCACUCUCAAGGGCAUUGUGCACGACGUUCACGCUGACAAACUCGUGCGCGUACACGGUGUGGCCGGGGCUCCUGUCGAGCGCCGGGUCGCCGCCGCUGGCCACGACGGGGUUCGCGCUGGCGCCGGGGGAGUCGCUCGCCGUGGACGCGCCGGCGGCGUGGUCGGGCCGCGUCUGGGGGCGGACGCUCUGCGGCGCCGACCCGGGCGGGUCCGGCAGGUUCGCGUGCGCCACGGGCGACUGCGGGUCGGGCGCCGUGGAGUGCGGCGGCGGCGGCGCGGCGCCGCCCGCGACGCUGGCGGAGUUCACCCUCGACGGCGCCGGCGGGAACGACUUCUACGACGUCAGCCUCGUGGACGGCUCCAACCUGCCGAUGGUGGUGGUUCCCCAGGGCGGCGGCGCGGCGUGCGGCGCGACGGGGUGCCUCGUCGACCUGAACGGGCCGUGCCCCGCCGACCUGAAGGUCGCCGGCGCCGACGGCGCCGGCAUCGCCUGCAGGAGCGCGUGCGAGGCGUUCGGCACGCCGGAGUACUGCUGCAACGGCGCGUUCGGCACGCCGGCGACGUGCCGGCCGUCGGCGUACUCGCAGUUCUUCAAGAACGCGUGCCCGCGCGCCUACAGCUACGCCUACGACGACGCCACGUCCACAUUCACCUGCGCCUCCGGCACCGCCAGUUACCUCGUCGUCUUCUGCCCUAUCAUCUCCAGCCUCAAGUCGUCGGUGGGCGGCGGCGCCACGAAUCCGUCGGCGUCGGGGACGGGGCUGCCUCUCAUCAACGACACGGUCUCCUUCCUCAACCGCGGCGGCGGCGGCAACGGCGGCUACUACGACGCGUCGAGCAGCGCCUCGCUGACGGCGCCCAGUCCCCUCCCCGUCGCCGGCCAAGCGGCCGCCGCCGUGCUCGCGUGGCUCUGCACCGCCCGCGGCCGCCACUGGCUGCCGUGGUAGAGAUCGCCGCCGCCGCCGUCAUCCGCCGGAGCACACCUCGUGCCGGCCAGCCGUGCUGAUCCGCCAUGGCGCCAUGUGCCGGCCGGCCCGACAUUUUGACCUCGGGCCGUAUUGCGAUUCGCGAAUUGUAUAGAUUAUCAAUCACCAUGGAUCGGUGAAUGGCAGCCGCAUCUAGUACAAAAACUUGGUUGAUUAAUUGGGAAGAUGAAGUAAUUAA